AUGGUCGUGGACUCCGCCAUUCGCCGCCGCAAGGUAGAUCUGGACUUUUACCUGCACCGAGUGUUUCGCAAAAAGUCUUUCCGGCCUCUCCAGCGGGAUGUGAUUACUGCGGCUGUGGAGGGGCAUGAUGUCUUUUUACAGGCGUCGACGUCGUUUGGGAAGAGUUUGUGUUUUCAGUUGCCGGCUGUUGUUGAUCAUGGAGUAACCGUGGUGAUAUGUCCUCUCCUCGCAUUAAUGACCGACCAAGUCACAGCCCUCCAAUCCCUCGGCGUUGAAGUAGCAACAAUAAACUCCACCACAUCCCUCUCCGAAAGACGCGAAAUCCUCGCCGACCUCCUCUCGGGGCACCCCCACACACGACUCCUCUACGUGACCCCCGAGCUCUGCCAAACAGAGACCUUCCGGCGCAAUCUGCAGACCAUCCACGCGCAAGGCGAACUCGCCCGCAUCGCCAUCGACGAAGCGCACUGCAUCAGCGAAUGGGGCCACGAUUUCCGCCCCGCCUACAAAGAACUAUCAUGGUUCAAGCGGACGCUGCAAAACCCUCCCGUCCCCAUCAGCGCCCUCACAGCAACAGCCACCCCGCGCGUCCGCGCAGACAUCAUCAACCUCCUCGGUCUAGACCCAGCCCAUCUCAAGAUCUUCAACACCCCCUCCGCCCGCCCUAACAUCCACUACGAAGUCCGCUACCUCCAGCACUACGCCGACGACCCAACGGACCCGCAGCAGUCGCAAGUCAACGACCUCGUCUCGUGGCUGAAAGCCACACACGCAAGACGCCUCGCCCGACUUCGCCCCUCCCCAUCCUCAUCCCAACCCCCCCUCCAACCUCUCUCAGGAAUCAUUUACGUCCCCCUCCGCUCCAUCGCCGAAACCCUCGCCACCGCCCUCCGCAACGCCUGGGACUUCAACAUCCUAGCCGAAGCCUACCACGCAGGGCUCACCUCCCAAGACCGCACGCGCAUCCAAUCAUCCUGGACAUCCCCCUUCGCCUCCUCCUCAUCCUCACCCUCAGAACCACCCCAACAACCAGCCUUCACAAUAAUAGUCGCCACAAACGCCUUCGGCAUGGGCAUCGACAACCCGCACGUCCGCUUCGUCAUCCACUGGACACCCCCGCGCAGCAUCGAAGGCUUCGUCCAAGAAUCCGGGCGCGCAGGCCGCGACGGCCGCGCCGCCGCAUCCAUAAUCUACUACAGCGGGGCCGAGCGAGACCGCGUGCUCGAGCGGCUCCGACGAGACGUCGAAAACGCUUACAACCGGCGACAUGUAGGUGUAAGGGCUAGCGCCGAGGUGAGCGAUAAGCGCGCGAAUCUACGCAACCUUUUUGCACGCUUGCAGAGCUUUCAGGCUGUUGUGCGGUAUUGUGAGGGGGUGCGGGGGUGUAGGCAUUUGGUCAUUAGGGGGGUUUUUGGGGAUGGGGAGUUGGAGGCUAUGGGGUCGCAGGUGCCGCCUGGGUCGCAGAUGGCUAAUACUUCUGAUGUUGAUGGGGGAGGAGGAGGAGGGGGAGGAGGAUCACCGUGUGAUUACGCGUGUGAUGUCUGUAAAGAGGGCAGAGAGGGCAUCAGCAGGCGGAAGGCGUUGAUGGCGUCAGCGGGGGACAUGGAGGGGAGUGUGGAGGAGGCGUUGGAGGGGACUAUGCAGCUUAUGUUUUCGAGGAUCUUUCCUGGGGGGAGGUUGGAUGGGGGUUAG
This is a messenger RNA of Aspergillus campestris IBT 28561, 1692 nucleotides long. RefSeq names its product putative RecQ family helicase RecQ. The record is from RefSeq and is a predicted model, not a curated record. The transcript is spliced from 4 exons. Lineage: Eukaryota; Fungi; Ascomycota; Eurotiomycetes; Eurotiales; Aspergillaceae. Gene Ontology annotation, biological process: double-strand break repair via homologous recombination. Gene Ontology annotation, molecular function: nucleic acid binding; four-way junction helicase activity; 3'-5' DNA helicase activity. The coding region runs from base 1 to 1692 and encodes 563 amino acids. Gene Ontology annotation, cellular component: chromosome; cytoplasm.